Tigriopus californicus is the source of this 2254-nucleotide messenger RNA. RefSeq names its product transcriptional repressor CTCF-like. Lineage: Eukaryota; Metazoa; Arthropoda; Copepoda; Harpacticoida; Harpacticidae. Gene Ontology annotation, molecular function: RNA polymerase II cis-regulatory region sequence-specific DNA binding; DNA-binding transcription factor activity. Bases 104 to 2161 code for a protein of 685 amino acids. The transcript is spliced from 9 exons. The record is from RefSeq and is a predicted model, not a curated record. Gene Ontology annotation, biological process: regulation of transcription by RNA polymerase II.
AGUCAGUCAGUCUGGGUUCGUUCGUUCGUUCGUUCCCUCUGGUGGCCAAACGCCACCAACCGACCAAAUUCAGAAUCCUGAAAUCUUGCUUCACCCGGAUCUCAUGGCGACCAAAACGGAAUUACCCGAUCCAGUGGACUCGGCCACGCCCAUGGAUCAAGACGACGAAGACAGUGGUGAUGGGGGCGGGCAGUACUUUGUCGACCAAGCCACCGGUCAGUACUACUACCAAUCCCAAGAUGGCGAAACCAUGACCGUGGUUCAAGCCGGGGAUGACGACGAGGGCGGACCGGAAAUCACGCCCAUCGCCCUGCCUGAAGAAGACUCGCCCAAAGUGGGGGUCAAAGCCACGAGCAAAGCCUCGACCUCCACGGCGGCCAAAGGCCGCAGUGAAGGUCAGGUGGUGCUGAAUUCCGGAGGCGACGAAUUCCAGACCGUGCACAUUGUGCCGUCGGAUGCGGGCGGGAAUGAGGUGUCCUAUGUACUGAUCGUGCAGCCGCAGGAUGGGAAAGGGGGCGGAAAAGGCGGGGCGGGAGGCGGGCAACGCGAGGACGGGGGUGCCGAGGGUGGCGUGUACGAUUUUGAUGCCGACGAGCCCGGGGACUUUGAUGAGGACGACUUUGAGCUCGAGGGCAAGGAUAAGGUGGCCAAAACCUUGGUGAAGCGCUCACAAAUAGUCGUGCAAAAGCACAUGUGUAACUAUUGCAACUACACCACGCCCAAACGAUACUUGUUGUCCAGACACAUGAAAUCCCAUUCUGAAGAGCGGCCCCACAAAUGCUCUGUGUGCGAACGAGGGUUUAAAACUUUGGCCUCGUUGCAAAACCAUGUCAACACCCACACAGGUACGAAACCGCAUCGGUGUAAAUUUUGCGAAUCCUGUUUCACGACGUCGGGCGAGUUGGUCCGUCAUGUGCGAUAUCGUCACACCCACGAGAAACCCCAUCGAUGUACUGAGUGCGACUAUUCAAGUGUGGAGUUGAGCAAGCUCAAGCGCCACAUGAGGUGCCACACCGGAGAGCGACCCUAUCAGUGUCCGCAUUGCACUUACGCCAGUCCGGAUACAUUCAAGCUGAAGCGUCAUUUGCGGAUUCACACUGGAGAAAAACCCUACAAAUGUGACAUCUGUCACGCCCGCUUCACGCAGAGUAACUCGUUGAAGGCCCAUCGGCUGAUUCACACCGGAGACAAGCCUGUUUUUCAAUGCGAGCUGUGUCCCACCACGUGCGGACGGAAAACCGAUCUCCGUCUUCACGUACAGAAGCUCCAUACGGCGGAGCAACCCAUGCAUUGCAAGAUGUGCGGUAAAUCCUUUCCGGAUCGCUACACCCUCAAGGUUCAUAAGAAGACCCACGAGGGCGAGAAAUGCUUCAAGUGCGACUUGUGUCCGUACUCGUCGAUAUCGCAGCGCCAUCUCGAGUCCCACAUGCUGAUCCACACGGAUCAAAAGCCAUUCCAAUGCGACCAAUGCGAUCAGAGCUUCCGCCAGAAGCAGCUCUUGAAACGCCACCAAAAUCUCUAUCACAAUCCCAAUUACAUCCCACCCAUGCCAAAGGAGAAAACUCAUGAAUGUCCAGAAUGUGCCCGCUCAUUCCGGCACAAGGGCAAUUUGAUCCGACACAUGGCCUUGCACGACCCCGAGUCCACAGCCCAAGAAAAGGCCAUCGCCCUAAAAAUUGGCCGUCAGCGGAAGAUCCAAAUCGUGAACGGCCAAGCCGUGGAGGUGUUCACUUGUGACGAUGAAGACGAUGAGGAGGAGUACGAAUAUGAAGACGAGGAGGACCUGGACGAGCCUUCUCCCUCUGCCGAUGCAGAUGCUGAGGGUGCCCCUGCCGCUGCCAAAGACAGUAGUGGAACCAUGAUGUCAGUGCAGGGACAGGAUGGACAGCAUUAUGUAGUAUUAGAGGUCAUUCAAAUGGCCGAGGGUGAAGAAGGCGCCCAAGGCGAAACGGUGGCCAUCAAGAGCACGCCGGAAAUCAUUGAUGGGGGCGUGAGCGGAGAGCAGUUAAAAUCCACGGAAUCCCUCCUGGAGGCUCGAAAUGCCAUGCCCAAGGCCCCGGCUCCUACCCAAGGUACUUCGAAGCAGGUCGAUGAGAAGGCGGACGUCAAGAAACAGGAUGAUGUGGAUAAUUGCUUAGGCUUUGACGAGGAUGAUGAUUAAAAGUGAUGAAAAGAAGUGAAUGAAGAUGCUUGCUGUACAGAGUUUUUUUGAGUUGUCCUCAAUGACAUGGAAAAUAUACGCGCAUCCUAUUAA